UAUGAUCACAACUUUGCUGCACGUCUCAUCCCAGAGAAUCUAAAAUGCGUUUGGUUGUUCCUGUACAUCUUCUUUCUUCCUCCCUUUUCUGCAGCAAAGCACAGUUUGCAUCAGCUUUUGUAUGCCGACUGCGACUUAUCAGAUCUAAUUUUUAUAAACAUCAGAAGGCAGAGGCAGCAGAGGGAGAAAUGAAUCAGGGUUGGACCAGACGUUUCUGAUUGCACACGAGGCGAUUUUUGGAGGGGUCGUUUCUCGCUUUUGAUGGCACUCCUUUGCACUGGGGGAUGACAGCCGAGAUGGACGUGAGUAAAGCAGCGAGUAUGAUGGCGAAACCUGGCGGAAUUUUCAGCGGAGUUUUCUCCUCCUCACCCAGCCCCAUUUUACCGAGGCUUCCUUUUCCUCAAGCAUGGAAGGUGAUGGGACAACGAUCUGCAGAGUUUUAAAAACCGGAAGACUCUCCUUAACGGAGCCCAAAUGGCCCCACUCUUGUGAUGGGUAGCUUGGAGAAUUCAUCCUUCGCGAAGCUGCACCAGUGCUCGCUAGCCGCUAACGCAACCUCCCCGUUUGUUGUGGACAUCCCCUAUUUGGUAAGUGACAGCCUGACUGCUCUGCUGUCCAUCGUGGGCAAUCUGUUCAUCUGCACGGUCAUCUUGCGGAACAGGAAGUUGCGUUCCACCGUCACCAAUUAUUUUCUGCUCUCGCUGGCUGUGGCAGAUUUCCUGGUCGGGGCGGUGGUCAUCCCCUGUGCCCAGUUCACUGAUGUGGGGUUGCCCCGGUCCAGGCCACAACUGUGUCUCUUGAUGCUGUGUUUGCUCUUGAUGUUUACCCAAGCCUCCAUCUUUGGGCUACUGGCUAUUGCGGUGGAGAGAUACAUCUCCAUCCUGAAACCGUUCCAGUACCAGUCUCUCCUGAGCCCCCGCAAGUCCCUGCUGGUGAUUUCGGCUUGUUGGCUUCUGUCGAUCUUGACCAGCCUGGUGCCUCUGAUGGGCUGGCACGACCCCUUGCCUCCCAACAGGGAAUGCCUUUUCAACAGCAUCAUCACCAGCACCUACAUGGUUUACUUCAAUUUCAUGGGGUGCAUGCUGGCCCCCCUGGUGGUCAUGCUGAUGCUGUACGGACGCAUCUUUUCAGAGGUCAGGUGUCAGAUCCGGAAAGUGGCCGAAGGGGAGGUCAAUAUCAGCGCCCAAAAGAGACGCCAGAUCAUCGCGCGCAAGGAGCUGCGGAUGGCCACUUCGCUCUUCCUCAUCCUUUUCUUCUUCAUCCUGUGUUGGCUGCCGCUUCACAUCCUCAACACCGUCAUGCUCCUGUGCCCGACCUGUUGUAUCCCCAGUCAGCUGACCCUGGCCACCAUAAUCCUCUCCCACGCCAACUCUGCCAUCAACCCGGUGGUCUACGUCUUCCGCGUGCGAUCCUUCCGAGAUGCCCUUGAAAGCACUCUCCUCUGCAUCUGCAGCUCCAGCCCGUUUUCCACAUCUGGGAGGAUGCCUGCCAAUGUGUUGGAGGUGCCGCCACUUCAUAACACUUUCCUGCCAGGCAAGUGAAUUUAAAAGCUAGAGAUUUGGGGUCAGAAUUAGGAUAUUUUUUUUUCCUGUUGGUGUUAGGGUUUGAUCAGGGGUGUGAUAGUAUUUAAUGGAAAAUGCUGGAAUUAGUAAAUAUAUCCCCAAAUAUCCCUUCCUUACCAGAGAUUUUAAAAAAUAGACAUUUUAAGGAGGAAAGAAAAGGGCAUUUACAGGACUAAAAAUACUUAUUUUCUCUGAAUUAAAACACAUGUAGGCAUGACCAGUCUCAAACCUCUGGAUAAAAAACUCUGUUCCAAUCGGUGAGAGAUACCUGGCUGCAAAAAUACUCUUCAUUUGGUUUGAUCCAAGAAUCUUUAAGAUAGGCUGCCUAACCAGGUGGUGAAGACAUGAGGAAAGAAGGCCCAAUGACUUGUCCUGUCAGAAAUGUAAUGUGUACUGUCUCCAAG
Crotalus tigris (Tiger rattlesnake) is the source of this 1966-nucleotide messenger RNA. RefSeq names its product adenosine receptor A1-like. The coding region runs from base 492 to 1541 and encodes 349 amino acids. The record is from RefSeq and is a predicted model, not a curated record. NCBI's taxonomy places the organism in Eukaryota, Metazoa, Chordata, Lepidosauria, Squamata, Viperidae. Gene Ontology annotation, cellular component: membrane. The transcript has 2 exons. Gene Ontology annotation, biological process: G protein-coupled adenosine receptor signaling pathway; adenylate cyclase-activating G protein-coupled receptor signaling pathway; vasodilation. Gene Ontology annotation, molecular function: G protein-coupled adenosine receptor activity.